GUACUUCUGAUCGAGAGAAAAGUGGCAUAGGACCAGAUCUGGAAAUUUUCUUAUGUAGUUUUCCUCAAUAAAAAGGAACACUUCUUGCAAAUCUUUGUAUACAAGUGUACUUCGGUAGCAACCUCAAGGAACAUCUCUCCUGUCCUCCAUUUAUUGAAUAUGCACUAUGGAACAUGUUGGAGAAUAUGAAACACACCCCAUGUCAUCACACAUGUACUGUGUGGAGAGACAAGUAUAUAGCCAAGGAAUCCUACAAGAGCAGCUGCAUAAAAAGGACAAAACGCCUCAGCCUCUUGGUCAAAAGAUAGCACAUUCUCUUCGCUGUUCUUCCAAGAAAGCCAAAUCUGUUCUCUAUAGCUUUUUCCCUAUUCUAACAUGGCUUCCUCACUAUCCUGUGAAAGAGUAUUUAAUGAAAGAUGUGAUCUCAGGGAUCAGCACGGGGGUCAUGCAGCUCCCUCAAGGAUUAGCAUAUGCAUCGCUGGCUUCAGUCCCUCCAGUGUUUGGCCUGUAUUCUUCAUUUUAUCCAGUCUUUCUGUAUACUUUUUUUGGAACUUCCAGACAUAUAUCAAUAGGAACAUUUGCCGUGAUCAGCUUGAUGAUUGGUGGAGUGGCAGUCAGAGAAGUACCGGAUGGACCGUUUGACAUGACGGGCACCAACUCUACCAACGGUACAGAUGCCAGAGAUGCCAUGCGGGUGAAAGUAGCGGUGGCAGUCACUUUGCUGUCUGGAAUUAUACAGUUUUGUUUAGGACUCCUUCGUUUUGGAUUUGUGGCCAUUUACCUCACGGAGCCUCUGGUACGUGGAUUCACAACUGCAGCAGCUGUCCAUGUGUUUACUUCUCAGUUGAAGUAUCUGCUUGGAAUUAAUAUCAAACGAUACAGUGGUCCCCUCUCUGUUCUUUAUAGUUUGAUUGCCGUUUUCUCCAAUAUCACCAAAACUAACACGGCCACUUUAGUUGUUGGACUCCUCUGCAUAGUUCUAUUGCUGAGUGGCAAAGAGAUCAAUGACCGCUUUAAGAAGAAGUUGGUGGUUCCUAUUCCAAUGGAGAUCAUUGUGGUGGUGAUUUGUACUGGAGUUUCAGCUGGAAUGAAUCUUUCCAAGACUUAUAACGUCGAUAUUGUUGGGAACAUUCCCAGUGGAUUAUCCCGUCCCCAAAUACCUGAUGUUAGCCUCAUCCCAGCAGUGUUUGUCGAUGCAGUUGCUAUAGCUCUUGUUGGGUUUUCCAUGACCAUCUCAAUGGCUAAAAUCUUUGCUCUUAAGCAUGGCUAUACAGUUGAUGGAAAUCAGGAACUCAUUGCAUUAGGGAUCUGUAAUUCCACAGGAUCCUUUUUCCAGACUUUUGCUGUCACUUGCUCAAUGUCUCGGAGUCUUGUUCAGGAGGGCACUGGAGGAAAGACUCAGGUUGCAGGUACUCUGUCCUCAGUCAUGGUUUUCUUGGUCAUUAUUGCCAUUGGUUACCUCUUUGCACCAUUGCCACAGACUGUGCUGGCAGCAAUUGUAAUGGUCAAUCUGAAAGGCAUGUUCAAACAAUUUGGAGAUAUUGCCCACUUUUGGAGAACCAGCAAGAUUGAACUGACAAUUUGGAUUGUAGCUUUUCUAGCCUCCGUUUUUCUGGGACUAGACUAUGGCUUACUCACUUCGAUCACUUUUGCAGUAAUUACCAUUGUGUACAGGACCCAGAGCCCCCAGUAUAGAAUCCUUGGCCAGAUUCAUAACACAGAUAUUUAUUGUGAUGUGGAAGCAUAUGAAGAGGUAAAAGAAUGCCCUGGAAUUAAAAUAUUCCAGGCAAAUGCCCCACUCUAUUUUGCCAACAGUGAAUUAUAUACGAGUGCAUUGAAGAAAAAGACUGGUGUUGAUCCCUGUAAAAUAUUGGCAGCAAAGAAAAAAGCGCAGAAAAGACAUGCAAAGGAACUGAAGCGCUUGGAUGAGCAGAAGAAGAAAGCAGUUUUGAAGAUGACGAAUGAUGUGGAGCAUGGUGUGAAACAUGAAGUGUUGCAAGAUGAAGUGUCACUUAAUGGAAAAUUCUCAGUGGCAGAAGCAACUCCCCAGGAUUUCUCUCCUGAUGAACUGGAACAUUUUAUGGUAUCAGGGAUCAACAUUCACUCAAUCAUUCUGGAUUUUUCACCUGUGAACUUUGUGGAUUCAGUUGGAGCAAAAGCCCUUCAAUCAAUUAUAAAAGAAUAUGAAGAAAUUGGCAUUUCAGUCUAUAUAACUGCCUGCAAUGGGUCUGUUAUGGACAACCUCACUAGACUGCACUUUUUUGAGAAAGCAGCUCUAAGAGACUUGUUCUUUCCAAGUAUUCAUGAUGCUGUCCUCACCAGUCAGCUGAUGGGCCUCUCUUCCACGUACCUUUAAAUGUGUUGAGCUGAGCUCCUAGAUCAUAAACGAUAUGGACCUACGUGAACUUCCAAGGGCUCUUCUAGACAUUUAUUUAAUUUGCACAGAUCGGACGGAGCCUAAGACUAGCCACUCCUAUGGGUAUGUGAGCCUGCACCACAACAGCCUGCUCCCUGCCAGCCCUCGGUUUGAGGACUCUGAAGCCUUAAUCCUUUCACACAUUGUACCUUUUCACUGAAUUCAAAAGUCGUUGAUGGAAAUGUGGGAUAAAUGCAAGCAUUUGUAGAGAACCUGAAGGCUUGUCUAUUUUGCUGCAUGUGUUUUGCAGUUUUCUUUGUGGUUGUGGUUGAAUAACGGGCCAGAAAAAUAUUAAUGCACUGUGUUGUUUUUUUGUAAACAGUGUAUUCCUGGCAAGAAUUGGACGAUUGUUGAAUGGAGCAGUGUGUGUGUUUGUGUCUGUGUGUGUGACAGAGAGAAUGAUUGCUCCUCUAACUUGAAAACGUCAACUACGUUUCCAGAUUUUCAAUGCAGAAAAAUGGUUUUUCAUCUGAUGACUACUAAGAUAAGCAUGAGCCUAUGGUUUUAUAACUGUUUCUUUUUGAACCAUGAGCAAUUUAGCUCUAUUUUUUAAAUUAUUGUUAUGACUCAAGAGUAAUACAUCAUUUUCACAUUGAGAAAGUUAUUGUGCUGAUUCAAUGCUAAUCUUAAGUAAGGUUUAUUUAAAUUUAGCUGGGAAUGAACAAAAGACAACACAAUAGUGCAGCUAGUUUAGGGAAGAGAAAAAAGCCUAGCACACAGGUUAACAGCCCCCAAUCCACUUUUUACAGCUAAAGUUAGCUAGAUAUAGUUACUUCAGCUAACCAUAAGUAGUCUUGAAGAGAAGAAAAGGAGAAACAACAUUUCCCAAAGUAUGGGAUCAUGUUUAUUAUAUUUACUAUGCUCUGACACGUUUUUAACUAAGUCACAAAAAUACUGUUCCAAAAAUCUUACGUCACUCGACUCCUGAGUAAAUCAGUCUCUUGAGACGAUUCCCAGAGCAAUGCAGGAUCAGCGAACAAGCAUAACAAUUUAUGUCCUGUUUUCCAGCUGAUGGUUGCAAAGGGACAGUCUGUUUUGUUCACUAGAAUGCAGCUGGAUGUCCUAUGCAGCUUUAUUUCAAUAGUGCUUCCUCUCAGGUAGAUAUACACAGGGUUGCAACAUUACCACUACGAUGCAGCCGAACAUAAUCACUUUUAAUGGGGAAAUUGAGCACGGGCUUUAAUUUCUCCCACUGUACUGAAUAGGCCUUAAGCAUCCAGGGUUCCCCCACCCCCCAAUAACAGCUCCUGCCUUUUCACUAAUAUUGCCAAACUGCUAUUGCCCUGCGCUAGAGUAUUAUUGUUAGACAAACAGGUUUUUCUUCCAUAGUAUGUUUAAACCCAAGAAUAUCGGUAUGUCUAUUAAAGGCUGUUCACAAGCAUUCCUUUAUAUCUACAAUCCUGAACCAAGCCUAUAAUGUUGAUAGCUGAAGGCUUGUCCAUCAAAAGCCAUUUCAUUUAGCAUCAGUUUAUAAACUUCAUUGGUUAUCUAAUAUAUACAGGUUUCUAGAAAUAGAAUUUUGAGCCAUUCAGUUCCCCACACACACACCCCUUUAACAGAGUUGCUUCUUACCUAUGUUGUACAAAGGAUGCGUAACUCCCAUACACUGCCUGUUUUCCCAUGUUAUAUUUAAGAGAACUAGCCUUUUGCAGCAUAUGUGAAUUGCUAGAGUGCUUGUUGACUAAUGCUAGAAUGCACUGUGAAUAUAUAGGUAAUAAUUCUGAUAUCUUUGCAACAUAAAUCUGGACUUUUUGUGUUUGUGUCUGCAUUUAGGACAAUAUAUUCUUUCAACCACCUGCUUAGGGCGAAGUCCUGUUGCUUUUUUAUAACCCAACAUUUCGUUCAAAUAUGAGUCAAAAGUUAAACUUCUAAAUAAAAUAAAAUGUCAGAAGAUAAAUCUUGAAA
This is a messenger RNA of Candoia aspera, 4321 nucleotides long. RefSeq names its product solute carrier family 26 member 5 (gene SLC26A5). NCBI's taxonomy places the organism in Eukaryota, Metazoa, Chordata, Lepidosauria, Squamata, Candoiidae. The coding region runs from base 167 to 2356 and encodes 729 amino acids. Gene Ontology annotation, cellular component: plasma membrane. The transcript has 18 exons. Gene Ontology annotation, molecular function: chloride transmembrane transporter activity; secondary active sulfate transmembrane transporter activity; oxalate transmembrane transporter activity. Gene Ontology annotation, biological process: transmembrane transport. The record is from RefSeq and is a predicted model, not a curated record.